AUGAACAGUCGUCCACAUAAAAAGGAAACUUCUUUUGUUGUGUAAUUUUAUACUCAUUGAUUAGAAGCAUUUAAAAGUGAUUAUGUGCUUAGAAUGAAAUAUGAGUGGAGUGUAAUUUGUGCGCUAAGUACGUACGUAAUUGGAUGCGAUUCUGUAGGAAUUUAGAAAUAUCAAGAGCAUAGCUGUGCGGUAUAUAAUAGUUAUGUAACUUCGGAUAAAAUGGAUAAAGUGGAUAUAAUAGUUAUCGGUGCUACAGGUUUCACGGGGAAACAUGUUGUUCAACAGUUGGCAGCGUUUAAGAAACAUGACACAUAUAAAACAAUAACUUGGGGCAUAUCUGGCAGAUCGAAGGAGAAAGUGAAUAAUUUGUUGUCUGAGAUUGAAGAAUAUGAUGUUGACGUAACCAAAAUUCUUACAAUAAUAAGUGACGUCAAAGAUGACAGCAUUUGUAAUGUAACGAAUAGGGCUAGAAUUAUUAUAAAUUGUACGGGACCCAAUACUUUACUAAGCGAAUACAUAGUGAAAGCGUGUGUACACACUGGAACACAUUAUGUGGAUAUAUCGGCAGAAUUGUACCACAUGUUGAAUGUGUACAGAGCGUACCACAAACGGGCAGAAGAGGCGGGCGUGCUAAUAGUACCGAGUUGUGGUUUUGCAUCCAUACCAACUUCUACAGGGCUUAUACUGUUGGAUAGACAUUUUAAAGGAUCGUUGCAUACCGCCGAAUGUUACGUCGAAUUGCACAUACCUAGAGAAUGUUACUACGGCGGUAGGAAUAAAACACUUGUACAUUACGGUACUUGGGAGGCUUUUGUAUUUGAAAUGGCAAAUAUGAAGAAGUAUAAAGAUUUGAAGAAAAAAACAUUUCCUGAAGUGGCUAGUGAAUCUGUACCGAGGGAAAUAAAAAAAUCAUUUUUCCAUAAACACGAAAGAAGAUGGUGGUUCCCUUAUCCAGGGCCGGACUAUGAAGUUGACUCUAUGGCUCAGAUUUAUUUUCAAGAAAAAAGAGGAAAAAAACCAAUACAUUUCAGGGCUUACACUACAAUGCCAUUAUGCAUUCACUUUUUAAUUAUCCCUUUAGUUUUCAUCGCAUAUUUUCUAUGUAAACUGAAAUGUUUUAGAAACUUAAUGUGGAAGCAUCCUGGCUUCUUUUCGUUUGGUUUAAUGUCACACAAGGGGCCAUCGGAAAAACUGAAGAAUGAUCUGAAAUACACGUUCACACUGAUAGGAAAAGGAAACGAUCCAACUGCGAAAGAACACAUUGUAAAGAUAACAGGAUCUGAUCCGGCUUACAAGUCUACUGCGACGACCGCCCUCUUCUCUGCAGUGACAAUAUUAUUAGAGGGAUCUAAAAUACCAAAAGGUGGUGUGCUAAUGCCAGAGAGUGCUUUUUACGAAACAGAUAUAGUAGAGCGUUUAAAAAGCAAUGGAAUUAAUUACGAAAUUGUAGAUAAUCGAUCUAAUGGCAAUACGUAAUA
Papilio machaon (common yellow swallowtail) is the source of this 1478-nucleotide messenger RNA. RefSeq names its product saccharopine dehydrogenase-like oxidoreductase. The record is from RefSeq and is a predicted model, not a curated record. Gene Ontology annotation, biological process: glycolipid biosynthetic process. Gene Ontology annotation, cellular component: plasma membrane; mitochondrion; lipid droplet. The transcript is spliced from 8 exons. The coding region runs from base 220 to 1476 and encodes 418 amino acids. Lineage: Eukaryota; Metazoa; Arthropoda; Insecta; Lepidoptera; Papilionidae.